UUCUCGUUUGAUUCCAGACGAGCGGUUCAGCAGCUCAGAGCUUGUGGAGUCCUAGAGACGAUCCGGAUCAGUGCAGCCGGGUACCCGUCCAGGUGGACGUACCCUGACUUCUUCAACAGGUACCGAGUUCUGCUGAAGAAGUCCGACAUGACGUCCGCUGACAAGAAGCUGGUCUGUAAGAACCUGCUGGAGACCCUGAUCAAGGAGCCGGACAUGUUCCAGUUCGGGAGGACUAAGAUCUUCUUCCGGGCGGGUCAGGUGGCGUACCUGGAGAGGCUCCGGGCCGACAGGUUCCGCUCGGCCUGCAUCAAGAUCCAGAAGACGGUGCGCGGGUGGCUGCAGAGGGUUCGAUACCGAAAGAUUCGCAAGAUGGCCGUCACUCUGCAGAGAUACGGCCGAGGAUACCUGGCCCGCAGGUCUGAUACUGGGCUCUGUGGUCCCACCAGAACCCUUCUGGUUCCUUCUGGUUCCUUCUGUCUUUAUAGCUCUGGUCCUCCAGAGAAACUUCUUCUUCUUCUUCUUCUUCUUUCUAAUGAGCACGGACGGGAACGACCAGAGGAAUCUAAUAAUCUAUAAACACUGAUGAAGUGUUUAAAUAUUCAGGAGCUUUUUAUUCUGAUUUCCUCUAAAUAACGUUUGAUGACACUUCAGCUACUUUUUAGUUUUAGUCUUUUCACAGACGAAUCUUUAACAAAUACAUUUAAAUAAUUAACUGUAACUGUAAUAUCAUGUAAAAGUAUGAGCAACAGAAUGUACACUCAUAAUGCAGAAUAUUAUGGGAUAAUUAUUACUGGUGUAUUAGUAUGUCAGUAGUACUUUAAUGUAGUUAACUACUUCAUUUACGUUUUGGGUUUUUAAUGUGUAAAAUGUGUUCUGUUAGUUUGAAAUGUAGCUAAAGCUCUCUGAUAAAUGUAGUAUUUAAUGUAGUAUUUAAUGUAGUAUUCAGCAGUAUUUUUUAGCAUUUAAUGUAGUAUUUUUAGCAGUAUUUACAGUAUCUGUAGGUAACUAUGGAGAGGCUGAGUAGGGGAGACUAACCUGCGGACGUGCUGCUUGUAAAUGAUCUGCGGAUCCAGUGACAAACAAACAAACUUUGUGUUCAAACUCUCCUUCUGCUUGUUGUACAAAGUGAUCGACAGCGUCAAGUAAUGAUAGUUGUGAAAAUCAGUGGCGGGCCGUGCAUGUUAUACCUGGGCCUUCUCUGUUGUCCUGCAGCUGAAAUACCACCUUAUAACCACAUGAUGGCGCCACAGCUAUUAUUCAUUUUUAAGGCUGUAACUACAUACAUCUUCCUAUUAAACCGUUGCUCGAGCAUUUGCAUUUGGAUAAUACAGAAGCUUAAAUUCAGUAAAAUAUAAUAUUUUCUGCGCUCAUGGAGGACAGUGGUUCUCAGCUGGUC
Molecule: messenger RNA, 1396 nt
Organism: Anarrhichthys ocellatus (wolf-eel)
Lineage: Eukaryota; Metazoa; Chordata; Actinopteri; Perciformes; Anarhichadidae
Product: unconventional myosin-Vb-like
Exons: 4
Biological process (GO): actin filament organization
Cellular component (GO): membrane; myosin complex; cytoplasm
Molecular function (GO): actin filament binding; microfilament motor activity; ATP binding
Source: RefSeq, a predicted model, not a curated record